Rhododendron vialii is the source of this 1031-nucleotide messenger RNA. RefSeq names its product cytochrome P450 704C1-like. Bases 1 to 930 code for a protein of 309 amino acids. Gene Ontology annotation, molecular function: monooxygenase activity; heme binding; oxidoreductase activity, acting on paired donors, with incorporation or reduction of molecular oxygen. NCBI's taxonomy places the organism in Eukaryota, Viridiplantae, Streptophyta, Magnoliopsida, Ericales, Ericaceae. The transcript is spliced from 4 exons. The record is from RefSeq and is a predicted model, not a curated record.
AUGGCUUCCAUAGAGCUCUCUACCCUCGUAUCCAUAGCAGCCAUUCUCGUCUCUUCCUUUAUCCUCGCUCUUCUCUCUAUUAAGCUCCUUUCUACUAGCAAACUGCAAGGCAAAAUUAAGAAGAAGUACCAUCCAGUUGGUAGCACCGUUUUCCACCAAUUAUUCCAUUUCAACAAGCUGCAUCAUUUCAUGACUGAUCGUGCUUCAAAGUACAAGACUUAUAGGUUGCUUAGCCCUUUCAGAAAUGAAAUCUACACUUCAGACCCUGCAAAUGUUGAGCACAUGCUCAAAAUAAACUUUGACAACUAUGGCAAGGUCAUAAUACCCUUAUCCCACCUUUGCAAAGAUACAUUUAACAGUCAUCUCAGAGAGGGGAGGUCUCUAUAUGCACUAGUGUUCCAACCUGAUUCACAAAAACUUCUUUUUCCAUACUCUGCUGGUUCAGUUCUACCAUCAUUUUCGCAUCGAAAGCUCUUAUUUUUCCAUUUCUAUUCAUUGGUUCUUUUUUACUAUCUGGUGUACAAGGAUGGGAGGUGUGCAGAAACAGAUGACAUUCUUCCCGAUGGCUUUAAGCUGAAAAAGGGAGACGGGGUGUACUACCUGGCCUAUGCAAUGGGCAGAAUGCCUUACAUUUGGGGAGAUGAUGCCGAGGAUUUCAGACCAGAAAGAUGGCUCAACAACGGGAUUUUCCAACCCGAAUCACCCUUCAAAUUUACUGCAUUCCAUGGAGGUCCUAGGAUCUGCUUGGGGAAGGACUUCGCUUAUCGCCAAAUGAAGAUUGUAUCAAUGGCACUUCUUAGAUUCUUCCGGUUCAAGUUAGCCGAUGAAACGAAAAAAGUCACUUAUAGAACCAUGUUUACACUGCAUAUUAAGGGAGGUCUUCAUCUCUGUGCAUUCCCAAGAGCAGGUUUCAAUAAUACCGAAUUGUAACAAGUUUAUAGCUGUUUUCUUGGAUUCAUUGUGGUGAUUUGUCCUAACUCUCUAAAGGAAGAAUCACUUUGGCAAUUCAAUCGCUUGGCAUUUUGUGCCAA